UACUUCGUGCAUAUAGGUUCCUAGUAAACACUGGUGAUACGCAAGCAUUGAAGUAAUAACGAUUUAACCUCUUUCUGAAGUUAUCGGUCUCAAUUUUUUUUGUAUAUAUAUACAGUUGGUAGAUAUCUGGAGAUUAUGAGUUGUUUGGCUCGUUAGCUCAUAAUGGUGUUUAGUGUGAUUUUUUUUGUGUCAAUCUCAGUCGUUAUUGACACGUUCGCGGCACCUGUGGAUGAUCGAAACGCCAAAUGUACGGAAACUUGCGCAUCGGAGAGUUGCAAGCGUACCUCUGAAGAUGUACGAAAAUACAUUAACGAAUCAGUGCACCCCUGUGAGGAUUUUUAUAAUUUUGCGUGCGGUGGUUACUUGUCAAAUCACGUAAUACCAGACGAUCAAAGCGAAAUAAGUCAACUGUUUGAGAUUACCGAUGUGGUAUACAAUCAACUGGGGGCAGCUUUGAUGGAACCCGUGAGCGAAAAUGAACCAAAAUCCUCAAAGUUGGUGAAGAAGCUUUUCCAACUCUGUUCCGAUACCGAUACGAUAGAGCGAAAUGGAUUACGGACAGCACAUUCGCUAAUUAAAAGUCUUGGUGGUUGGCCGGUAGUGGAUGGGGAAGCGUGGAGAGAAGAGGAAUUCGACUGGAAGCAAUUGAUGUACGAACUUAGGAAGCACGGAUUACCUAUAAAGCACUUAAUGAAUACGCGCAUAGAACAAAAUGUUAAAAAUUCCAGCCGUAACAUUUUCGUGUUCGACCAACCCGAGUUGCCUGUCAAUCGGCUAAAUCUGAUGCACGGUUUUAAUAACACAGUAGUGUUCGCGUACUACGACUACAUUGUUGAUUUGGCGGAAAUUUACGGCGGGUCCAGGAGUUAUGCCGUCGCCGAAUUCAAACAUUUUUUUGAGUUCCUAAUCGAGUUGGCGAUGAUUUCCGUACCUCCUGAGCAUCUUCGAAAUAUAACCGCAAUUACUAACAUUAUGACAAUUGCAGAAUUGCGACAAAGAUUUCCGGGUAUAGAUUGGCUAGAGUACAUCAACAAUCUUAUUGCGCUUCCCGAUGUUAAGCUAUCGGAUCAAGAUCUAGUCGACGUAGGUCUUCCUAAAGCUUUAGGGGAUUUGCUGAAAUUACUUGAAAAGACGCCUAAAAGAGUAAUAGCCAAUUAUGCUAUCACCGUGGCUGUGGCAUCUAUAGGCCAUGCAUUAAAUAGGAAAAUAAAAGAAGUCGACAAUCGCUUGGCUCAAAGGCUGUUUGGGACCAGUUCCGAAUCCUUAAGGUGGAGGGAGUGUGUCACUGUUACAACGCAACGAAUGAAGGUGGCAGUUUCCGCAGUGUACGCAAGGAAAUAUUUCAAUGAGGAGGCGAAGAAGAAUGUCGCUUCAAUUGUGACAAAUCUGCACACGAAGUUUUUGCAAAUCUUGGAAGGGGUAGAUUGGAUGGAUGAUGCAACAAAAAAUACAGCCCUUAACAAAGCGAAAGAUAUCGAAAUGCACAUUGCUUAUCCGCAUGAGCUAAUGAAUGAUACAGUGCUUGAUGAUUAUUACAAAAAUCUAACUUCAUCCGAAGACUAUUUGCAAUAUCUCUUGGAUAUUCAAACUUUUGCAGCCGACAAAAUGUACAGAAGUUUAUUAGAACCCGUAAAAAAGAGUGAUUGGGCGGACCAUAGCGUUUCUCACGAAGUUAACGCUUUUUACCAUUUUACUGAGAACGCGAUAGUUAUACCAGCCGCCAUCUUACAAGGGGUUAUGUUUAGGAACAAUCGUCCCAAGUAUAUGAAUUACGGUGGCAUUGGCUUUGUCGUUGGUCACGAAAUAACACACGGUUUUGACGACACCGGAAAGCAAAUCAGCAAAGAAGGACAGUUGGAAAACUGGUGGACUUACGACACGGAAAAGUCAUACACGGAAAAGGCCCAGUGCAUUAUCGAUCAGUAUAGCGGAUUCAAAUCCGAAGAAUUAAAAAUACACCUGAAUGGAAUAAUAACUCAAGGUGAAAAUAUUGCUGACAAUGGUGGUGCGAAAAUAGCGUACGAUGCGUAUCAAGAAUGGGUGGCAAAGAACGAGCCCGAAAAGUGCCUACCAAAUUUAGAUUACACACCCAACCAGAUGUUUUGGAUUUCGUACGCAAAUGCGUGGUGUACAAAAGAAAGAAAGGAACAGUUGAGGUCCACUAUGUUAGUGCGAACUCAUCCCCCAUCUAUGUAUAGAAUUUAUGGAGUUAUAAUUAAUUCCAAAAGCUUUUCCAAAGAUUUUAAUUGUCCUAUUGGUUCUAAUAUGAAUCCGUCAAAGAAAUGUACAUUUUGGUAGAUAGUAUAAGCUAUGUUAAAAUAGUGUAGAUCAAUUAAAGAAGCAUUGUAUCCAACA
Molecule: messenger RNA, 2355 nt
Organism: Photinus pyralis (common eastern firefly)
Lineage: Eukaryota; Metazoa; Arthropoda; Insecta; Coleoptera; Lampyridae
Product: neprilysin-2-like
Exons: 9
Coding region: 163-2298 (711 amino acids)
Biological process (GO): protein processing
Cellular component (GO): plasma membrane
Molecular function (GO): metalloendopeptidase activity
Source: RefSeq, a predicted model, not a curated record